ACGACGUGCACAGCUGCAGAGUGCCUACAAUGACUUCCUCGGUUCAAGACGCUGCGGAUAUCAUCACCAUUAAAAAGCAAGAUACCUCACACGAGCAGCAGCAGCAGUUAAAGCUGUGCAGUUCGGUGCUUUGCAAAUCUAAUGCAUCCGGCGAAUCUAACCAUCGGCAGAUUUCGCCUGUGGGGUCCUUGGUUAACAACUUGGGGCGUUUUCUCCUCUAUGCUUCGUGGAGAAGCGGGCAAUCAAAUGUAAUUGGCCAUCGGGCUCGUUCCUCAACUGUUGUUAAAAAUAGUUUGCAGCACGCAAUUUCAAGGGUAGCGUUCAACGACAAGCUUGCCACAUGCGUCCGUUGCAUCCUGGAGUCACUGCGAAACGGGAAACAUGAGGUUGCUGUUGAAUGUGUGGAAACCUUGCACUGCUUGCGCAAGUCAGAGUCACGCGAGUCAGCGGAUACAGUAGCGAGUUCUGUGUCAUAUGAGGCGAGGCUGGUUGAACUGCGUGAUGUAGUUGCGAACGUGGUUCGACAACUUUUCGCUGCUGCAACACAGAAACGAGAUGUUCAGCAGGUGUUGAAUUAUGGGAAGCUUUUUCCAAGGCUGCAGCUAGCAAAAGAGGGUUUGAAGAAGAUAAGUGACUUCGUUUCUCAGGAAGUAAAAUUAGAGAUUGAACGUCAUGGUUCCGAAGUUGGAGGCGGUCUCAAGGAUGUUUUAGCCCUGUCUAACUUAUAUCAAAUCAUGUUUUCGUGUAUCGAAACAUUUCAUGAUGAAAUAAAGAGGUCUUUCGGUUCGGAGGCGUUUUCAAAUCUGCUUGACAAACUCGAUGAGCAAGCGAACAAAAACGGGGAGAUCAUUCUUCUGAAUUUUUUGGGUUCAUAUUCUGAUCUUCAAUUUGAAAAUGAUCAACAAGACCGAAAAAGAGCUCAAAAAUUCAUGGAUGACUCCAUUGAUAUUUUUCAGCUUUUAAAUGCGUACAAACGCUUUCUUUGGACGAGAUUUUUUCUGAAAUCAAGAGUCGUUCGCGGAACAUAUGAACAUUUGCGCGUAUACGCAGCAGUACAGGCACUUAACCUCCGGAAAACCGUUAAAAUUGUACUCGAUCUUAGAUUGAAUAAUGUCAUCGACGACAAGAGUUUCGUAGAUGAUGUUUUCUUUGUAUUCGAUGAGGCUUUAUCCCGGGCUUGGAAUUCUGGGCAUUCUUUUUUGUUUGAUUCAACAUUGCGUGAAGUUUUUCAGAUCGAAAUAAAGAAAAUUUCUGUAAUGAUUUCUUCUUCUUGGUUUUCACAAACAAAGAUUAACCAGUUUUCACAGGCAAAACUUGAAGAUAUCCUUGCCUUCAUAUUAUUUUGCGACUCGAUUUCUCAAAGUUUACGAAUAUUAAUUGCAAAAUUUAAGGCAUGUGAUGGUUUUCAUUCCCUGUCAAAGACUCAUUAUUUCGAGAAAGAUUUUGACUUUGACGUUGACAAUUUUACUGAUACCGCCGACAUUCUCUGUCAGCAGAUUUCAGAGAAAAUAAUUAUCUUUGCGAAAGUCUUGUUGGAUCGUUUCCGGGUUGUGCUUGACGUAUUUUCAAGGCUUUCUUAUGUUCUUGACGACUACACAUACUUACUUCACGAGCAAAGUGAUCCUUGGCUUCAGAACCUGUUUUCGAAAAUAGAUGAGGCGAGUUUCAGUCAGACAUUUCGUGACUUCUUUUUCUUUCUUUCUUACCUUUAUUUUUCGACCGUUACUUAUCUUACUCUCUGGAGAUUACCAGUUUCCCAAGGUUUUGAUUAUGUUGUUCCGGUUUUUCCUAAUACUAAUUUUUUUUCGUUUUACAGCUACAAUAAGCGAAUUUCGUUGCAUGUUAUCAACUCGAUUCUCUCGUCAUUUAUUGAAUUGCUGGCAUCUUCUAUCGAGGACAUCAUCUUUCGACGCCUGCGAUUCAGUCAACUAGGUGGUCUGCAGCUCGAAAGAGAGAUUCGAAGAUUCAUUUUACACCUCUCAUCGACAUUCCCUGAAGUUGCGGUGCGUGAGAAAUGUGCUAGGCUUUUGCACAUUUCUUCUGUGUUAAGUGUUGAAUCACCAGUUGAGGUUUCAGAGUACUGGGAAGGCUUAGUCGGUGCUCCCAAGCUUUCGAUUUUGGAGAUGAAGCGUAUCUUGCACUUGAGGGUCGACUUCAAAAUUGAACAAGUUGAUUCAUUUAUUCUAAAAUGAGACAGACAGCUUUUGUGAUAGGAUUUUCUCUAAGCAAGAACUACAUAGUUGACAUAAAUUCUUCUGGAAGUACUUCCAUAACUGCUGUAGGCCCUAAAAUUAGAAAAUGCCUCACAGAACGUUGUUUGUACGGCUGACAUGUACGGAUUAUGUCUAUUAUGCGUGGUUAUCGGAUACACGUACAGCACUUCCAGGAACAUAUGUGGUCACAAAAUCGCUCGCUGUCAUUGAUUUGCUCA
Micromonas pusilla CCMP1545 is the source of this 2431-nucleotide messenger RNA. RefSeq lists its product as uncharacterized. Lineage: Eukaryota; Viridiplantae; Chlorophyta; Mamiellophyceae; Mamiellales; Mamiellaceae. Bases 30 to 2192 code for a protein of 720 amino acids. The transcript is spliced from 23 exons. The record is from RefSeq and is a predicted model, not a curated record.